AUGACUUCUACUCAACAUGCGCCUAAAGCGUGUCGAACUCCAGAAGCGCGGCUCGCGUCUCUUAUGGACGUUGCUAGCAGAAUUGACUUUUUUCACGGAUUAGAUAUUCAACAAUACUUCAGAGUAAUGCGUGCGAUGAUCAGUACGGUUGAAAUGUAUAUACAAACUAAUCAAAAGGAGUCUGCUUACGUUCUGGCUUCGAAAUUUGUCAUAUUGUACUUGCAGCAUUUGCCGAAACAUCGUGAAUAUAACUCAUUAACUGGCACCGAAAAAAGCGAGUGGAACGCACGAUGUCGCAAGUUGCUAAACCGAGCAGAAGCUUUAAAAGUUGAAUUGCGUGAACGUUACGAAUCAGAGUAUCAGGAAUAUCUUGAGGAGGAGAAAGCUCGUCAGGCCGAAGAAGAAGCCAGGCGAGCAGAGGAAGAGGCGGAACGAUGUAGAUUGGCAGAAAAGGCACGGUUAGAGCAGGAGAAACGCGCCAGCGUUCUUGGAACACUUGUCCCCAAGGCGCCACCUUCAAAUAUGUUAUUUGAUGGGAUGAACAACGAUCGUCCUUCACGUGUCUUGCCAUCAUAUCCUACAGAGGGAGGUCUGGCGAUACAUGGAUCACUUCCUGUUAACCUGUCCACUUUACUUCCGCCAACCGUAGAUCGAAGUUCAAAACCAGCUUCCGUAAAAACUAAUGAACAUGGCUGGGCAACCGUUCGUAUCUCACCCAACCUGGCCCAGAGGUUUCUUCAGCUUGCCGAGCUCAAUUCCAAGAACAAUAUGGAGACUUGUGGAAGUUUGUGUGGUCGUGUAGUUAGUGGCGAGUUUCAUAUAACUGACUUGGUUUUGCCAAAGCAAAGCGGUACACCUGAUUCCUGCACAACGUACAAAGAAGAGGAGCUUUUCGAAUACACCGAAAGACGCAACCUGUUGGUGCUGGGUUGGAUACACACUCAUCCGAGUCAGACAGCAUUCCUGUCUUCUGUUGAUCAGCAUACACAAUUGUCCUAUCAAAUCAUGCUUCCGGAGGCCAUAGCAAUCGUUUGCUCGCCCAAGUUUGAUGAGAUCAAAACGUUCUCCCUUACGCCUGAUCAUGGAAUUCCGUUUGUGCGCCAAUGUAAGCAAAUAGGCUUUCAUCCACAUCCCCAAACCUCACCCUUAUUCGAAGACAGCAAACACGUCGUGUACGAUUCCAGUUUACUCUUCAAUGUGAUCGAUUUCAGA
Molecule: messenger RNA, 1212 nt
Organism: Opisthorchis viverrini
Lineage: Eukaryota; Metazoa; Platyhelminthes; Trematoda; Opisthorchiida; Opisthorchiidae
Exons: 1
Biological process (GO): protein K63-linked deubiquitination
Cellular component (GO): membrane; endosome
Molecular function (GO): protein binding; K63-linked deubiquitinase activity; metal-dependent deubiquitinase activity
Source: RefSeq, a predicted model, not a curated record